UUCUUGAAUAAAGUCUAUCCGAACUGAAAUAGCACUUCUCAGAUCAGACUAUACCUCUCCAGCUACUAAUCAAUAUUAAAACUUUCAUAAUCUUUAAGACAAAUAUGCCUCAGGCUCAGAGAUCAGUUAAACUCAAGUGUGCAAAACUUGGGUACCAAUAUGUUGUGAAUCACUUCUUGACAUGUCUAUUGUUGCCCAUAAUGGCUAUGGUUUUUGUUCAAGCUAUUCAACUAGGCCCUGAGGAAAUUUCCAAUCUUUGGAACUCCAUACAGUUUGAUUACACCAAAACUGUCUGUUCAUCUUUCGUUGUCAUCCUCGUGUCCAUUUUAUACUUCAUGUCAAGGCCUCGAGGGGUUUACCUAGUCGAUUAUGCAUGUUACAAGCCACCUCUGUCAUUGCGCGUCCCCUUUUCAAUCUUCAUGGAGCAUUCAAGAAUCAUACUUAGUUCAGAGCCAAAGAGUGUUGAAUUCCAACUGAAGAUUCUUGAGAGGUCUGGUUUAGGAGAAGACACAUGUUUGCCACCAGCAAUUCAUUGUAUCCCUCCUGCACCUAGCUUGGACACUGCAAGAGAAGAAGCUGAAAUGGUAAUAUUUUCAGUCAUGGAUUCUCUCUUCAAGAAAACAGAGGUAAAGCCUAAAGAUAUCGACUUUCUUAUAGUGAACUGUAGCCUUUUUUCGCCAACGCCAUCUUUAUCAGCAAUGGUGGUUAAUAAGUACAAAAUGAGAGACAACAUCAAGAGCUAUAAUCUUUCAGGAAUGGGGUGUAGUGCUGGAUUGAUCUCCAUUGAUUUAGCUCGUGAUCUUCUCCAAGUUCAUCCCAAAUCGAUUGCUGUGGUUGUCAGCACAGAAAUCAUCACGCCGAAUUACUACAGAGGCAAAGAUAGAUCAAUGCUCCUACCAAAUUGUCUGUUCAGAAUGGGAGGUGCAGCCAUACUUUUAUCAAACAAGUGGUGGGCAGAUCAACGGCGAGCCAAGUACAAGUUGCUGCAUACAGUGAGAACACACAAAGGAUCUAACGACAAAUCUUAUAAUUGUGUAUUUGAAACUGAGGAUUCAGAAGGUAAAACAGGAAUUUCCUUGUCAAAAGAUCUAAUGGCCAUAGCAGGGGAGGCAUUGAAGUCUAAUAUAACAUCACUUGGACCACUUGUUCUUCCUCCAUCAGAACAACUUCUGUUUCUCUUGUCACUCAUUGGCCGAAAGGUCUUUAACUCAAAACUGAAACCAUAUAUUCCGGACUUCAAACAAGCGUUUGAACAUUUCUGCAUUCAUGCUGGUGGAAGAGCGGUGAUUGAUGAACUGCAGAAGAACUUGCAGCUGUCUGCAGAACAUGUUGAGGCAUCGAGAAUGACUCUGCACCGGUUUGGGAACACGUCUUCUUCAUCAUUAUGGUAUGAACUGAGUUAUAUUGAAGCUAAGGGAAGGAUGAAGAAAGGUGACACAAUUUGGCAGAUUGCAUUUGGGAGUGGAUUCAAGUGUAACAGUGCUGUUUGGAAGUGUAACAAGACAAUAAAAACUCCAAGUGAUGGACCUUGGUCUGAUUGUAUCCAUAAGUACCCAGUUUAUAUCCCAGAAAUAGUAAAGCUCUAGGAGAAUAUAAUCAACAAUAGCAGAGAAGAAUAUUUGUGGUUAAAUCUGUUUUUGUUCUUACCUCUUGUAAGCUAUAUGGAACUUAUAUGC
Messenger RNA from Solanum verrucosum, 1676 nucleotides. Its product is annotated as 3-ketoacyl-CoA synthase 6-like. The transcript has a single exon. The record is from RefSeq and is a predicted model, not a curated record. Gene Ontology annotation, cellular component: membrane. Bases 105 to 1586 code for a protein of 493 amino acids. Gene Ontology annotation, molecular function: acyltransferase activity, transferring groups other than amino-acyl groups. Gene Ontology annotation, biological process: fatty acid biosynthetic process. NCBI's taxonomy places the organism in Eukaryota, Viridiplantae, Streptophyta, Magnoliopsida, Solanales, Solanaceae.